This is a messenger RNA of Tripterygium wilfordii, 1518 nucleotides long. RefSeq lists its product as uncharacterized. NCBI's taxonomy places the organism in Eukaryota, Viridiplantae, Streptophyta, Magnoliopsida, Celastrales, Celastraceae. The record is from RefSeq and is a predicted model, not a curated record. Bases 141 to 1109 code for a protein of 322 amino acids. Gene Ontology annotation, molecular function: zinc ion binding. The transcript is spliced from 7 exons.
ACGAGAGAGAGAGAGAGAGAGAGAGAGAGAGGGGCGUUGAAUUUAGGGUUUGUCUUCAUGAAAUUCGAAUUCGCGAACCGGUCUUUCUGAUUUCUUGAAACAACUGUAUUUCUCAUUCUUGUUCUCCGGAGUUAGUUUCCAUGACUGAUCAUGUAGAGUCAUCGCCUCUUAUAACUCCUCCGGCGAUCGUUGACCCUAGCGAGAUCGACCUGGAAGCCGGCCCUUCAGACCAAUUUCAAUGCCGUAUUUGCUUGGAAACCGACGGUAGAGAUUUCAUUGCACCUUGCAAGUGCAAGGGAACAUCAAAGUAUGUACAUCGGGACUGCUUAGAUCACUGGAGAGCUGUUCGGGAAGGAUUUGCAUUUGCUCAUUGCACAACUUGCAAGGCACCUUAUUAUUUGAGAGUUCAUGUUGCUGCUGACAGGAAAUGGCGAACUUUAAAAUUUCGAUUUUUUGUUACUAGGGACAUUAUGUCUAUAUUUCUGGCUGUUCAGCUUGUGAUUGCUUCUCUGGCGUAUUUGGUGUAUUUGAUUGAUAGUUAUCAGCAGUCUUGGCUUCGUCUUGCAUGGGGUUUUGACAGUGUGCUUAGCUUCUACUACAUUUGUGGAGCACUUUUGUUUUUCGCUUUGCUUGGGCUUUCGGGUUGCUUUAUUACUUGUUAUGAUCGUAGAGUGCGCAAUGAUCUGGCACAACCUUGUCGAGAGUUAUGUCUUUGUUGCUGCCAGCCAGGUAUGUGUGCAGACUGCCAUUUACCUGGCACUCUUUGUAUGUGGACUGACUGUACCACGUGCUUUGAAAGUUGUGCAAGUGCAGCCAGCGAAUGUGGUUGUUUAGGUGGAGCUGGUGAAGCUGGUCUGCCGUUAUUAUUUAUAAUGGCUUUGGUUGUGCUGGGACUAUUUACUGUGAUAGGCAUAUUCUACAGCGUUUUGGUGGCAACUAUGGUUGGACAAAGAAUCUGGCAGCGACACUAUCACAUUCUUGCGAAAAGGAUGCUAACAAAAGAAUAUGUUGUGGAAGAUGUUGAUGGUGAGAUGACUGGGCCUGAUUGGUCUCCUCCCCCCCUCUCAGCUGAGCAUGUUCAGCAGCUAAAAACGCUGGGCCUUCUAUAAUUACGACCGGCUAUGUUUCAUUUUUUUUUCACAGCAAUAACGAACUGUAGAAAGGAAUUGGCUUCCCAGUUUUGGCGAGUCAGUCCACUGUAUCGCCGUAUCGGGUAUGAAUUUUUAUCUUUUACAAGAAGGAAAAAGAAGAAUCGUCUCAUGCAGGUACUAAAGCAUGAUGCAUGAUCUCUGAGAUGUUCAUUGGCACUCAUUUACCUACAAAAAAUUAUGUUAAUCAUAUGUAUAGUUACUAUUUUUGAUUGCUACUUCCCCUUCUCUAUUUGUACCAAGUCCGGAGCGGCAUAAUAUAAAUAACUAACAAGGGAUACUUUGUGUUGUUUGGCUCUGUGAAUGUUACUAUCCUGUAAGGAGCUUCUUCUUCCUACUAUUUUAUGGACAUGUUAUGUUACUUACUGCA